AUGGACCCUCUGAGCACUCCCUUACCCGCCAGCGAGGUCACGGAAUACAGGCGGAGCAAUUCCUGCUACCACAUCCAAGAUGGGUUCCUGUCUGCGACGCUCCCGGUGAUGUACUCCCUUAUCUUCAUCAUCGGGCUGCUCAGCAACAGCCUUGCGCUCUGGGUCUUCUCCUGCGGCGUGCAGCGGACAACCUCCAUCACGGUGUACAUGAGGAACCUGGCCCUCUCCGACCUGCUGCUCUCCCUUUGCCUGCCCUUCCGCAUAGCUUACCAUGACAAGAGCGAGCCCCGCGUCUUCUGCAACGUGGUCGGGGCCUUCUUCUACCUCAACAUGUACGUCAGCAUCACGUUCCUCAGCCUGAUCAGCCUGGACCGCUACCUGAAGAUCAUCUGGCCCCUCAAAAAGUUUAGGAUUCACACCGUGUCCUGUAGUUCCAGGGCCUCUGGGCUGGUUUGGUUGGUGCACUCAGCUUUCAUGCUGCCUUUCUUUUUUGAGACACAAGGAAAAGGACCUUGUGACCAUAAAUGCUUCCACUUCAGGAGCAAAAGCCCUGUAGCAGCAGCCUUUAACAUGGUCGCAGUAGCCACUUUCUUUAUCCUGCUGCUGCUCUUCCUCUACUUCUACAGCAAGAUAUUUGUCAAGCUCCAUAGAGUCUCCUUGGUGAACGCUCAGCAGCUGAACAAGAGGACUAGCAUGAAAGCCAUCACCAGGACCUUCGUAGUCCUCAUCAUCUUCAUCGUUUGCUUCACCCCGUAUCACGUUGUCCGUAUUCCUUACAUCCUCGCGCAAGUGGGUGUCAUUUCUAGCCUGUCCUUGACGCAGGAUCUCCACCUCGCCAACGAGCUCGUGCUCUGCAUCUCAGCCCUCAACAGCUGCCUGGACCCAGUGAUCUUCUUUUUCCUGUCCAGCAGCUUCCGGAGGGCCGUGCUCUGCACCGUCCAGGGAAAGCUGACGAGAGCUGUCCUGAGGAACCAGGGAGGGCUGAGCUACAGGGGCUCUGUGACCGAAGCCUAG
This is a messenger RNA of Tinamus guttatus (white-throated tinamou), 1014 nucleotides long. Its product is annotated as putative G protein-coupled receptor 34. Gene Ontology annotation, cellular component: membrane. Gene Ontology annotation, molecular function: G protein-coupled receptor activity; oxysterol binding. NCBI's taxonomy places the organism in Eukaryota, Metazoa, Chordata, Aves, Tinamiformes, Tinamidae. The record is from RefSeq and is a predicted model, not a curated record. Gene Ontology annotation, biological process: G protein-coupled receptor signaling pathway.